AUGACAUUUCCCCCUCCGUUGAUCCCAAUCCACGGAUACAAUCACAUCCACCAUGAUGUCGUAAAUCCAUUCAUGAGUAAUAGACAAUCGGAGUCGCAGGUUGGCACUUCUUACGAUCGACAACCUUACAACGUCCAGGAAAUCACAUUAAUCGGUGUACGCGAUCAACAGUACGACAAACAGUCCUCUGCACAGAACGAGGACUUUGCAAAACAAAUUGAACCGGAGUUUAAUCCGUUACAAAGAUCGACCCAAGAAGACGCUGAAUUUUCUCCCACCUUACUCUGCCAUCACUUCCAUCUGCCGCAAGACAACGGUUAUCAGGAAAAGAGAGGAAAUACAAAGACUGCGGAGAAGUUAAAAAGCGUCGAAGACAUUCGAGAUGUACAAGUUGCUGCUACUCAGUCCAAUGCUGUAGAAUGGAAGAAACAAAAGGAAAACCCUCGGCAAUUCUUCCAAUGUAAAACUUGCGUCAAGAAAUACACGACGAAAAAGGGUCUGCAACGGCACGUAGAAAGUAAACACGACAAAAAUCAAACGGAUUGCCAAUUCACAAAUACGAUGACACCUCGCCCCAAUGUUCAAAGAAAACAAAUCGACAAUGAUCAUCAUGAUCGAUAUUUAGAAAAUGGACUGGUUGUGUUACCUCAUCAGACUUCCCUUUUUUUGCUUCAGGAUUACCCGUUUCCUCCAGUAAAAAUUCAGUAAGCGUUUAA
Daphnia carinata is the source of this 716-nucleotide messenger RNA. RefSeq lists its product as uncharacterized. Lineage: Eukaryota; Metazoa; Arthropoda; Branchiopoda; Diplostraca; Daphniidae. The coding region runs from base 1 to 708 and encodes 235 amino acids. The record is from RefSeq and is a predicted model, not a curated record. The transcript has 6 exons.